AAAACAUUCAUUCGGACCUGUACAUUGAUCUCAUGAUCUGAAAAUCUUUGAUACUACAGAGUGUUUAUUAUUUAUAAAUAAGAACACUCGAUGACGACUAGACCCUGCACCAUUUUUAUCUUCACCAGCCUGUUGAAUGCAUGGAAACUGAGCAAAGGAGCAGUGGAAACUCUUACGUGUUCAUCCUCAAGUUCUAUCCAAAUUGGUUCAACUACCACAACCUUUCAAUUUGGAGAUGGCAAGACACCCUAUAAUACACUAUUGUCAUGUACGUGGACUUUCAAAGCAUCUGAUCCGUCUGCAAGACUUGUCAUUGGACAACGAUUAAAGUGUGGGGAUGGCGACGAACUAUCAUUACGGGACGGAGGUGGUGGGCCUACAACAAUUUCUUGCUGUGUUGACUGUACAAAAACUCCAAAGGUCACAGGACCUACAGCAACGAUCGGCUUCACUUCGGACGGGACUCGAAAUCCAGAUGACAUAGGAUUCUAUCUUGACGUAUUUGCUGGAAAAGAUGAACCGGGAUGUACAAGUCAGAAUAACACCUUCAAUAUUUCGAUUUCGUCUCCGUAUAUCAUCACCUCUCCUAACUUUCCAUUACUUUACCCAAACCAGAUUGAAUGCCGUUAUACUUUUAUACCAGUGCCUAUAAGCCAAGGACUUGUAAUUUCCUUCCAAUUUAUCAAUCUUGAUUACGAUCGUGAUUGUUAUGACAAGAUAAUCUUAAAGGAAGGUGACAUGAAUGGGAACACCAUUGCUGAAAUAUGUAAGGACUACGGACGAAAUAACCCUGUUUUAUCUCCAAAUGAGACGUAUAGAACCACGGGAUCAUUGUUUCUUCAUUUCAUAUCUGACUCUGAUUACGCAGCGCAUGGGUUUAGAGCUAUUGUCCAACAUGACUCAACGUCAGGAAACACAGAGAGCACCACUUUAGUGACCACAGAUUCAACAAUAACGAAAAGUACCACACAGUCAAAAACAACUGAAUUAAUUACGGUAUCAACAACAACCAGUGAAGCAACAACAUCAAGAAGCAUUAUUUCACCAAACCCAACAAUAACAGAAAACACCACACUGCCAACAACCUCAGAAUCAACAACGACAGAGAUAAUAACACCAACAACAUCUACUCCCACGUCUCAAGACUCAACGUCAGGAAACACAGAGAGCACCACUCUAUUGACCACAGAGUCAGCAACAACGAAAAGUACAACACAGUCAACAACAGCUGGAUCAACAACUGCAUCAACAACAACCACCAGUGAAGCAACAACAUCACGAAGUAUUACAUCACUAAUACCAACAAUAACGGAAAACACCACACUGCCAACAACCUUAGAAUCAACAACGACAGAGGUCAUAACACCAACAACAUCUACUAAUUCCUCUCAAGAAAACAUAUCCUCAAAACACAACACUGAAGAAGACAAUGAAAUGUAUGUCUACAUUGGAUCAUCAGUCGCAGUUAUCACAGUAAUUUUUUUCGUUUCAGCACUUGUGAUGACACGUUUCCUUAGACGAAAAAAUGCAUCUAGAUAUAAUUACGAGAUAUCACCUGUGCAGAUGGAUACAGUUAUUCGGAAAUCAGAAAUCCUGGACAAUUAACUUGCAGUAAUACAACAGAGCAACAAGAACCUGUUGAAAAUAUUACAAUUUAUGACAACUCUAUUAAAGAUUAUGAGAAACAUUUAAAUUACAUGUAUCGGAUAUCUGUGUUAAGUUACUAAAAUAUACUACUCAUUAGAAGCAAUGGACUUU
Saccostrea echinata is the source of this 1758-nucleotide messenger RNA. RefSeq names its product mucin-2-like. Bases 91 to 1605 code for a protein of 504 amino acids. NCBI's taxonomy places the organism in Eukaryota, Metazoa, Mollusca, Bivalvia, Ostreida, Ostreidae. The transcript has 12 exons. The record is from RefSeq and is a predicted model, not a curated record. Gene Ontology annotation, molecular function: serine-type endopeptidase activity.